GUCGGUUGUGUCUUCAGUCCUCUCUCAGGCAGCAGAAGGGAGUGGCAUCCUCGAGGUGGAAUUUCACUUCCUGUAUCUCAGGUGAGUCAGUUCGGUAAUGUCGACUCACUGACGUUUUCGACAGAGCUGGAGUAUCGAUUGCUGAGCUGAAAGACUCUGGAGAAGGUGACCUGUUUGUGGAGCUGUUUUUUGGAGGUGUUUUGAGGAGUUUUGUCUUUGAGGAUGUGUUCGCUCUUGGGGCGUUUGGCAGUGUGCUCUUUGCUGCUUGUAUUUUUGGAUCUGUGCUCUGCCCAGGCUACAGGUGAACAAUGCUUAAAUAAAUUCAAAAAGGGCCGGGAUGAUUUUGUUCUCGAUGCCGAUGAGUCUGUGAAAGACGGGGCCACUUUUCUCUCCUCACCUAAACUAACGCGCUACAAGGACUGUGUGGCUGCCUGCUGCAAAGAGCCCAUGUGCAAUGUCGCCUUCAUGCAGACGGGAGACGAAGAGGGCCUCGUCAAGUCCUGCUUCCUAUUCGACUGUUUGUAUAAAAAGAAAUACGUGUGCCGCUUUCUCCGAAAAAAGGGGUACAUCAGCUACAUUCUGGACGCUAUGUAUGAAAGUCAUCUUCAACGGGAGGUCGCACCAGAUGAUUCAGACCUUCCACCAACAGCCAAUGGUGGCUUGGACCUUGUUGUUCAACCUCAGGAAAGUGUGACACUGAAUGGCCUCGAGAGCAAAGACGAUAAGAAGAUCAUCAAAUAUGAGUGGACCCUGCUCACGCCAUACCCAUUUGCUAUAAUAGAGAAAACCAAUUUUGAGGAUCAGAUCAUUGUGUCAAACCUGACUUCUGGAGUGUACAAGUUCCAGUUGACUGUUACGGAUAGUGCGGGUCAGGCGGAUUCGACCCAAGUCACUGUACUGGUCUUAUCUCCUGAACAGUCUGAACACCACUGUAUGGCUCCAAAAAAGGUGGGGCCCUGCCGUGGAUCAUUCCCUCGCUGGCACUACAAUGCUGCUUCAGAAAAGUGUGAAAAGUUCACCUUUGGAGGCUGCAGGGAGAACCGCAACAACUACUUGAGCCAGGACGAAUGCACCAAAGCCUGCUAUGGCACAGAAAAACAUGACAAAUCUGGCCGAGGUUUACCACUGGAUCCUUCUGGAGGUGAACAAUGUGGUCAACCUUGCACUGAAGGGCAGUUUAAAUGUGCAAAUGACUGCUGUAUAGAGAAGGACCUGGAGUGUGAUGGGAGCCCACAGUGCAGGGAUGGCUCUGAUGAACAAAACUGUGAAGACUUGGAUAAAAACUUCAGGAUUCUCCUAGAAAUGCCUCGUGCUGAGAAUGAAGUCCGGUGCACAGAACCCCCUCGCACUGGAAACUGCAGAGACAGUUUCUCUAAAUGGUAUUACAACCCUCUGAGUCAGAACUGCUUCCGCUUCAACUACGGUGGCUGCCAAGGAAAUGAAAACAGAUUUGACACAAAAGAACAGUGCAUGAAAAUGUGCCAAGGGAUAACAGAAAAACACAUGUUUAGCCAGGAAAGUUUUGAACCCAGGGUCUCUGAAAGUCAGACAGGAAUUAUUGCAAUAGCAGCUAUUCUAGGUGUGGGCAUUUUCAUUCUUCUGUGCAUCCUGGUGUACUGCAUGGUCAAAGGAAAGAAGAAGACCGUACAACACCACCGCGUGCCUGUCAACAGCAUCCCAGUCUCUUCAGUGGAGGACAGGGAUCAUUUGGUGUAUAACACCACGACCAAACCCAUCUGACCCCCAGAGCACGACCUUUGAACCCAGCCCUAAUGCUCGGUGCAGCUCUGUCUGGUUAAGAACGAACUCAGAUUGAUGAGGAUUUAAUAGUUCCUGGAGGAGUUCUGUCAUUAUUGCAUUAAUGCAUUAUACUGAUCCUUUUUAUAAGAAGAUGUAAAAGUGAGUUAAGCUUUUAAGUAUGUCUUGUGCUUGAAUUGUGUAUCUUGGCUUAAUGCAGUAGUGUAACACUGAAAAUCGUUUUGUCUCAGGCAAAAUGCAGGAUACAAGUUUAUUAUGGUUAUUGGGGCAAUUGUGUAUGUGAAUUAUAGAAUUUCAAGCUACUGAUGGUUUUAUUGACGUCUACGUGUUUAUUUCUUUGUUGCACACUGCGAUUUGCUAAGCCUUUAUGUAUAUAUUUUAACAAAGUGAUAUUUUAUGUUUUUAAACUGUUGACAAAUACCCAUUAUGCAAUGUACAAAGUGUUUUUCUUAUUAUAAGCUGCCUUGUCGUGCAAACACUUCAGAUAUUUGGACCCUUCAAGCCUUUGUACAUAUGAACUUGUAGAUGAGGAUUGUAGUUAAUAAACUAUUAACCACAAUCUGGUGUCUUGUAAGUUAUGUAAAAGGAAGGACAGGUCUCCAUCUGCAUUUUGUCAGUACUUUGCAUAUUGCAAAUCUAACCAUCUAAAUGCAAAUGGUUUCAGCCACAAUAGGCUGACAUGUUCAUUAAUGUACUAGUAUUAUUUUGUAAAUCUUUAGGCUUUUUGUACUCAGGUUUUAUUGACAAUCUCUUUGGGUUCAAUAGUAAGCAUUUUUCUACUAUUCUGUAACUACAACCUUUACCAUUUUAGAUAAGCAGAAGUUUCCAACUUCCUACAUGAAUUGCUUUGUCUGGGCUUUACGAUUUUCAGAGGACUAGAAGAAAUGACUUGCACUAGGCCAGUUAUUAUGACCACUGUUUUGUUUUGUUGUUUUGUUGUUUUUUUUCCUCUACAAGGCACUGUCAUACAUUUAUAGAGUGCGAUGCAUACUUUUUCCAGCAGGUGGCAAACUUGUUUUAUCAACUACGCCAUUGACGCUUCACAUUGAAUCUAAGAGUUGUAUGAAAAUGAAAACACCUUUAAAUAUAUCAGC
This is a messenger RNA of Periophthalmus magnuspinnatus, 2852 nucleotides long. RefSeq names its product serine peptidase inhibitor, Kunitz type 1 a (gene spint1a). NCBI's taxonomy places the organism in Eukaryota, Metazoa, Chordata, Actinopteri, Gobiiformes, Gobiidae. The record is from RefSeq and is a predicted model, not a curated record. Gene Ontology annotation, molecular function: protein binding; serine-type endopeptidase inhibitor activity. Bases 223 to 1740 code for a protein of 505 amino acids. The transcript has 10 exons.